AUGUUGUCUAAAAACACCACUGGACGAGUGCCUGUAUCGACUGCACGUACACUAUCAGUGAAAAACAUUAACCCACAUGGGACACUACCUACCCGAUCCUACACGGGAGUAUCUAAACCCGAUACAACCUCAAACGACCCUGUCAAACCCAUGCAAAAAAUCAGCUCAUUGCAUGGGUUAAAAGUCAUUGAUCCAAUGGGUGCCAGUAGUCACAAAACUCCUUUUGCAGCCAUGUAUGCCAAAGGUGGUAUACCCUGUCGUUUACAGCACGGAUCCGUCAAACACAAACUUUACUGGCUUCGACCUAUCCAAGAGAUAUCAUUCAAUCCAUUGAUGGUAGUAUUUUUCCAAGGAUUAAUUGAAACAAAGCAUCCAGUAGUUGGACAGGGAUUAAAGGAAUUGAUGGCGUCGCCUGAUGCUGCCAAUAAAAUCGCACCAGUACUAUCGCAAAUCAUUGCACCUUUACGAUGUGCUCUAGCAGUAAAAAAUCAGGAUCAAUUCAUUGCAAACUUGAAUGUGUUGGUGCAAUUAGCAGCACUUGUGGGUCCGACACUUUUACCGUAUCUUGCUUCACUGCUUCCACCGCUAGCAUCAAAAGCCAUGGCUACCGAUAUGCAUACUCGUGAAUCAGUCACGGAUGCGUUAUGUGAAUGUCAGCGAUUUCUUGGCGAUGCUGCCAUUAAAAUCAUUCGUAGUCGUAUACCAACAUUUUCUCCAUUACUACUCUAA
Molecule: messenger RNA, 729 nt
Organism: Batrachochytrium dendrobatidis JAM81
Lineage: Eukaryota; Fungi; Chytridiomycota; Chytridiomycetes; Rhizophydiales
Exons: 5
Coding region: 1-729 (242 amino acids)
Source: RefSeq, a predicted model, not a curated record